AUGCUCUUCUCUAAGUUCUAUGACGUCCUUGAAGACCAGAGACUUCACCGUCUACUUUUCCUAAUUCUAAUUGGGAUAUAUAUCUACAACGAGCUUAGGUCAUGGUGGCAUGUUUUGGGACGCCCAUUGUACGUCAGGAUUACAACGACACUUAGCGACUACCGAUCCGGAAAGUACUACAAGCCAUGGGGAUCAAAUGCGCCGAUCUUCAUCGUAUCCACGAAGAAGCAGAUCGCCGAACUUAGCGAAGCAACAUGUCUCUCUCAACGGGCUGUAUACGCCGAUAUGUUUGGGUUUAAGCACACGAUGAAUAAACUCGAGCACAACACUAGUAACCACAAGGUUAUCAGAACGAGGCUAUAUAGCCGCAUUCUCCAAGUCAAUGGGCCCAUCCACCUAGCUGCUCUGUAUCCUCGCCUAGUUAAUCAGUUCGAUGCUAGCCUAGCGAAAGAACUUCAAGAGGGACGUAUUCUGGACGGAAGUGUUUCCUUGCCUAUUGCAGACACCGCUCGGCGACUAGUCUCCAAGCUCAUGAGUCUUAUGUUUUUUGGAGACUCCCUAUGUUCGGACGAGGAGUUCUCUUCCGCGCUCUUGCGUUAUCCUCAGGAUAUGGUAAAGUGCAUGGCGGCCUUUCAGGUAGUGCCAUCAUUCAUGUCUCCGAUCAUCCAUGCAUUGCUUACCAACCGUGGAGAAGCUAUGCACUUAAUCCAGAGGAAGCUUGCCUAUUGCAUACGACCUGAAAACUCAAGCCAAACUGAUUCAAAGCAAAGUCAACGCCUCACCAUCCUUCACAACAUUAUCACAUUGGCAGAUUCUAGCGAUUAUUGGAAUCCAGACCUCCUCUCGCAGUCUCUUCUCGGAAUUUGGUUUGCAGCUUCUCACCAGCCGUGGAUGAAUCUGCACUUCGUCUUAUUAGAACUAUGUACACGGAAGGAAUGGCAGAACGCCCUGCGUCAAGAGAUAGAACAAUACGGUCCAUUAGACUACAAGGGCCUGGAACAGUUACCCCUUUUGGAUGGCUUCAUAAAGGAGACGGUCCGAUGUAAUCCUCUAGAUACGCUUGCAAUUCGCAGAAAGGCACUAGAGCCUUAUACCUUCUCCGACGGUUCCGUGUCUGUUCCUUCGGGCGCAACCGUCUGUGUAUCGGCGCAUGAUCUUAUGCAUAAUCCGCAGACAUAUGCUGAACCAGACGCUUUCAACCCUAAUCGAUAUCUACCUCAAGAACCAAAUGCCCAACAACGGAAAUUCACCGAGGUCUCUGAGACGUACCCUAUUUGGGGUUUUGGGUCACUUGCCUGCCCUGGCCGGUUCCACGCGUCUCUGGCAAUUAAAAUAGCUAUCUCACAGUUACUUUUGAAGUACGACUUGAGUCUUGAAAAUGAUAAAGCUAGGACGAAGUGGACUUGGGAAACGUUCACCAUGCCGUACAAAAGCACUAAGAUCAUCUUGAAGGACCGAAGUUUGUAGAUCCUUGAUCUACAUGAUAUUAGAAGUUUGUGUACCUCCCAUCUGUUUAUAUGUCCACAUAGGCAAAGAUAGAAUAUACCCAGCAGUGCCCAGCCUUGAACUGGAUAAAUAAAGCUUUGAUUUUGGCCUUCAUGACUAUCGAUAACUCGCCUUAGAGGUUUAUUGGCAAUGACGUAUCCAUUCCGAGCGCCUUGAGGCCUCUAGAACCUUUUGUCUGUAUGACAUCUGCCCCGGCUUUAGGUGAGGUGGACCUGCGCGUCUUGUACUCCAAUAUAUUCCGCCAUCUUCGACGGUAGACUUUAUGACUGAGCGGGCGUGUAGGUGUUGAUUACAUGUAUGAUGGUAAUGUACAUCCAAGACGGCGCUACUUCCGUAUGAUACUGAUAUAAACAUACCAGCUUGGUGUUUAGGUAUAUAUACAUUGGCUAGUUGACUCCAUUCAUUGCGAGUGGGUUAUGCGUCAUGAUUCUUUCUGAAAUGUGGACAAAUCUCAGCGCCCACGGUCAUUCUCUUAGUUGUUACUUAUCAAUCCCGAUUCCCAAUAGCCUAUCUGGAUCAAAUAGCCAGAGCAGUAAGUAGACGUCACUCUCAUAGCGACAAACGAGUAUGCUUAAAAUCCCGAAUCUCUCUCAUGGUUCCCACCUGCCUAUUCGGAAGAUAUCUAAUGUAGAAAUUUUACCCGUGCUAUGCAAUAUG
Molecule: messenger RNA, 2163 nt
Organism: Daldinia caldariorum
Lineage: Eukaryota; Fungi; Ascomycota; Sordariomycetes; Xylariales; Hypoxylaceae
Product: cytochrome P450
Exons: 10
Coding region: 1-1467 (488 amino acids)
Molecular function (GO): oxidoreductase activity, acting on paired donors, with incorporation or reduction of molecular oxygen; heme binding; iron ion binding
Source: RefSeq, a predicted model, not a curated record